Molecule: messenger RNA, 1036 nt
Organism: Linum tenue
Lineage: Eukaryota; Viridiplantae; Streptophyta; Magnoliopsida; Malpighiales; Linaceae
Source: the annotation of a GenBank genome assembly
AUUUUUUUGGGCGAGUUUUCCAUCACAUUCUCUCAUUGACCAUCGACGAUGGCCUGCCGAUUCGAAGCUCUUCUUCUCAAUCUCCUCAUCGUCUCUUCUUCUUCUUCUUAGAAUUCGUCCUCCUCUUCUUCUUAAAAUUCCUGAUCGCCGUCGACACGAUCUCUUCAACGGCCGCAGAAGAAACUGCCUUCUCUUCACAAAUGCCAAACUCCCUGCAACUCUCCUCUAUUUCUUCAAUUCCAGAUGGCUCCUUCUCAAUUAAACGAACGGAUUCAUCCAACAAAUCCUUCCCAGCCACAGAUUUUGCCUCCUUCAUUUCACCAUCGCUCUUCUCAACACCAUUACCAAACUUCGAUUCCAAUUUCACCGGCGAAUUCACAACUUCUUUCUCAGAAUUUCCAGCGAAUCUCAGCUUCCCAAUCUGAAUUGGGGAAACAAAUCUCACUCUUUCAGAUCUUCCCUUCUUGCUCACCUCACAAUUCCCUCGUUAAUCCCUUCAUAUCUCAACUCCCUCCCCCGAAUCGGCGAUUUCUUGACUCCAUCGGCCGACGCACUCAACCUUGCCAGCUGAAUUGGGCCCUCGAACCUCUCCAACUUCCACGUUUUCCUCUUCCCGCUGCUUGCCAUCGUUCCCUCAGCGAGAUUCCUCGGCGACCUCCUCGAUGUUGUCGCUGCCAUCGCCGGCGGCAGCGGCGGUUAGAGAUUCUCGUCGUCGUCGGCAUUGAAGACCUUGAACCCACCUUUGACUUCGUCGAGCUUCAUGCUGCUCUCCCAGACAAAGCCAGCUGCCACAACCACACUACUGGGUUUGUUAUUAUUUACCAACCCUGCAGCAGCAGGACAUGGUGGCCUGGAGAGCACAAUUGAGUGGCAAUAAUGGACGAUGAUGGGAGCGUGGCGGUUGUCCGCCACCGUCAUACCUACCCUGUUGCCGGACGUCCGAAUCGCCAGGCCCUCAUCGUUGGUCAAUGAGAGAAUGUGAUGGAAAACACGCCCCCAAAAAAAAUAUUUUAUUUAAUUUUUUAAUGAACUUGAG